Molecule: messenger RNA, 11334 nt
Organism: Verticillium alfalfae VaMs.102
Lineage: Eukaryota; Fungi; Ascomycota; Sordariomycetes; Glomerellales; Plectosphaerellaceae
Product: midasin
Exons: 7
Coding region: 1-11334 (3777 amino acids)
Biological process (GO): rRNA processing; ribosomal large subunit assembly
Cellular component (GO): preribosome, large subunit precursor
Molecular function (GO): ATP hydrolysis activity; ATP binding
Source: RefSeq, a predicted model, not a curated record
AUGGCGACGAUUGACAUAUCGCCGCAAAGGGCGGCUCUCCUGGACGAUGCGAUUGUCCUUGAGCAGCUGCCUCAGGAAGUCCUCGCCGUCAUUCGAGAUCACACCUCCACGAACCUACUACAUGUUCUGUCUCAAGCGGCUCUCAUACCCCAACUUACAAGCCGACUUUUCGUCCAUUUCGAGCAUGUUUUCCCUGACCUCUGUGCCCGAUGGAUCCUCAACCCAACCGAUGCGAAGACCCAGACGGACGUCCUCGCUGCAUUUGCGCGAGUACUGCGAUUCGCGCCCUACUUGUCGACUUUUCUCAGGCAUUACAUGAGCUCAGGCUCAUCACCAACCUCAAACAAACCGCUGGGGCUCCAGCAACUCGAUUUCGCGAGCCUGCAAAAUCUCCAGCAAGACGAGCUCUUGCGAUUGCUACUGGCAGUAUGGAGACUGAUCAGCUUUGAUGCAGGCGCCUACUCGAUCCUGGUCUCACCCGCCCAAAUGCAAUCACUCUUUGCUCACGAGCAUCUCGCCGUACGUUACCUGUGUAUCCGGAUCUUCUGUCUGCAGGUUCACGCCGCAGACGCCAAGCGAGAGGCUCUCAUUCGGGAGCAUGUCGGUGCCUCGGCCAUCUCUGGAGACUUUGAUGGCCAACACGUUGACUUUGGCUUCUUGCCCCUGCACGAGCACGCACGUGUGGAGAAUCUGGAUGCCUUACGUCGCGAGAGGAACGAGAGGGCUCUGAAAGAUGAUGCCCCAUCUAUUCCUCCCCAAUCACUGACCCCUCUUGUCGCCUGCUACGGGCAGACAAUCCUUCCUCGACCUUCCGCACCUUCGCAUAACACAUCCUCUCUAGUUCCCACGACGACGACAUCAAACAACCUGGAAAGCCUAGCCGGCCUCCUGAAGGACAGGAAACCGAUUCUGCUCCAUGGACUUCCCGGAUCCGGCAAAACCUCCGUCAUUCACGAGUUCGCCAAGGAGUUCGGGAAACACUCCGGAAUGGUGACACUGCAUAUUAACGAACAGACCGAUGCAAAGAUGCUGGUGGGGCUUUACGCGGCAGACUCGAAGCCAGGAAGCUUCUCGUGGCGACCUGGUGUCCUGACGACAGCUGUCAGGGAGGGUCGAUGGGUUCUCAUCGAAGACCUGGAUCGGGCCCCCAACGAAGUCAUCAGUACCCUCUUGCCGCUGAUCGAACGCGGUCAGCUCCUCAUUCCUAGUCGAGGCGAGACCAUUGAGGCCUCGAGCGAGUUUCGUUUGUUUGCCACCGUUCGGACGACAAAAGGCAUGCAUGGGCGCGAAACGCUGCCGAACCUCCUCGGUCUUCGCUUCUGGCAACAGCUAUCGAUCCAGAUCCCGUCUGAAGCCGAAUUCCUCGACAUCAUCGUGGGCACGUACCCUGUUUUGCGUCGAUUCGCCCCCGAAAUUAUGGCUGUUUUCAGGAGGUUGACGAACUCGGUGUCGGGAGCAAGCCGCAGCUCAUUCAACCGAAGCUUGCUUGACCGUCAACCAAGUUCCCGAGACCUGCUGCGAUGGUGUCGUCGGCUUGCGAGCCUUCUUGGGGACGCCAACUGCACGACGGGCGACGAACCCAUCAGCGACACAACACGCGACCAAAUGUUCAUGGAAGCAGUUGAUUGUUUCGUAUCCAGGAUACCUGACGCCAAGGCACGCCAGCAUAUCACCUUCCAGAUCGCCGAGGAGUGGCACAUGUCCAAGGAGCGGGUAGAGCAUUACCUCGAAGCUAGCAUCCCGCAACUUGAGGACGGCCCCGAUCAGUUCCGUAUCGGCCGAGUCAAGCUCCGAAAGAAGAAGGACCGUUCUGGCAAGAUUGUCAAGUCUAAGAGGCCAUUCGCGAAUACGACUCACGCCAAGAAAUUGCUGGAGCAGGCGGCUGUUGCGGUCAAGUCUGGCGAACCCGUACUGCUCGUCGGUGAGACGGGUAUCGGCAAGACGACUGUGAUCCAGCAGCUUGCCGACACACUCGGCCACAAGCUCAUCGCAGUCAACCUAUCACAGCAAAGCGAAGUCGGUGAUUUGUUGGGAGGCUUCAAGCCGGUUAAUGUGCGGAGUCUUGCGGUGCCCCUGAUGGAAGAGUUUGAAGAUCUCUUCGCCGCAACGGGAAUAUCGGCCACGAAGAACCAGGCCUACCUGGAACUUCUCGGAAAGACUUUCGCGAAAGGCGACUGGUCCAGAGUUUCCAGACAAUGGAGGCAAGCGCCAAAGAUGUUCAUCAAGAUUGUCGAAGAGCUGACGAGGCGGGAGAACGAGCAAAGAGAAGCUCGCAACGGCGAGGACCAGCCGACCAAGAGGCGGAAGACCGAGUCCAAACUACAGAGGCUCCUUGACCUGAAGCCGCGCUGGGAUGCUUUCACUCGCAGCCUUGACCAGUUUGAGAUUCAAAUGUCCGGAGGCUCUGGAGCCUUCGCUUUCUCGUUUGUCGAGGGCAAUAUUGUCAAGGCAGCAAGAAACGGAGACUGGGUCCUCCUGGACGAGAUCAACCUUGCCUCCCCUGACACUCUUGAGAGCAUCGCGGACCUUUUGACCGGCCCAGCCGAGACGCCAUCCAUCCUCCUAUCAGAAACGGGUGAGAUUCAGAGGAUAAAGGCGCACCCGAAUUUCCGCAUGUUCGGUGCCAUGAACCCGGCAACGGACAUUGGCAAGCGCGAUUUGCCCAUUGGCAUCCGAUCCAGAUUUACCGAGAUUUACGUCGACAGUCCGGAUCGCGACGUCAAGGAUCUCUUGACCAUCGUGAAGACGUAUCUCAAGGGCUCUGGGACUCGCGACGAUAAGGCAGCCGAUGACAUUGCCCGCCUCUACCUCGAUACCAAGCUUCGGGCAGAAGAAAAAAGCUUGGUGGACGGUGCCAACGAGGUGCCACACUUCAGCCUACGUACCCUGACCCGCGUGCUGUCCUAUGUCAACCACAUUGCGCCCUUUUACGGCCUUCGUCGAGCCCUGUACGAAGGCUUCUCUAUGGGCUUCCUCACCCUCCUCAACCGCGAUUCUGAAAAGCUCCUCAUGCCACUCAUCGACCACCGCCUCUUCGGCCAAAUCUCCAACUCUCAGUCCCUCCUCUCGAAACCCCCUACGCACCCGGAUGACGGAAAGAAGUAUGUUCGAUUCGUCAACAAAGCCAAGAACCGUCAUUAUUGGCUGUCGCAGGGCGCUCUUGAACCGCAAGAGCGAUCCGACUACAUCAUCACCCCUUAUGUUGAGCGCAACCUGCUCAACCUUGUUCGCGCCACAUCAACGCGAAAAUUUCCCAUCCUCAUCCAAGGUCCUACGUCCGCCGGAAAGACUAGUAUGAUCGAAUAUCUGGCCAACUUUACGGGCAACAAGUUUGUCCGCAUCAACAAUCACGAGCACACGGACCUCCAAGAGUACCUUGGAACCUAUGCUUCAGACUCCAACGGAAAGCUGCGCUUCCAGGAAGGACUCCUCGUCCAGGCGAUGCGCCAAGGCCACUGGAUCGUGCUCGACGAACUCAACCUUGCGCCCACUGAUGUCCUCGAGGCACUCAACCGUCUACUGGACGACAACCGCGAGCUUCUUAUCCCAGAGACGCAAGAGAUCGUGCGACCGCAUGAGAACUUCAUGCUCUUCUCGACGCAGAACCCGCCUGGUCUUUACGGAGGCCGGAAAGCACUGUCCCGGGCUUUCCGCAACAGAUUCCUGGAGUUGCACUACGAUGAUAUCCCCGAGGAUGAAUUGGAGUACAUCCUCCAACAAAGGAGCCGGAACACUGCUCCUUCAGACUGCAAGCGUAUAGUGACAGUUUACAAAGAGCUGUCUCGUCUGCGACAGACGAGCAGGAUGUUCGAGCAAAAGGACAGUUUCGCUACCCUCCGAGACCUGUUCCGUUGGACUCAGAGAAGCGCCGAGGAUCGCGAGCAGAUUGCCAUCAACGGCUUCAUGCUCCUGGCCGAGCGUGUCCGCGUGGAUGAAGAGCGCAUCGCCGUCAAGGAAAUCAUCGAGAAGGUCUUCAAGCCCGUGCUGCUGGUUGGCGAUACAGGUUGUGGCAAGACGACCGUUUGCCAAAUGCUUGCCGAGGCGUUGAGAAAGGAGCUUCACAUUGUCAACGCUCACCAGAACACCGAGACUGGCGACCUUAUCGGUUCCCAACGGCCGGUUCGUAACCGAGGCGCAAUUUCGGAUACACUGAAAUCGGAGUUGGCCACACUCCUCAGUCGCGUUGGCCAGCCUUCUUCCGGUAGCUUUGACGAGCUCAUGCAGGCCUAUCGCGAGCUGCCUGCAGAUGUCUUGUCGACUGUGGACGCGGCCGUGCUGGAGAGCAUUACUGCUCUGGAGACGAAGAGCAAAGCGCUUUUCGAGUGGUCCGACGGCAGUCUUGUCAACUCAAUGAAGUCUGGUGACUUUUUCCUCCUUGACGAGAUCUCGCUUGCCGACGAUUCUGUCCUUGAGAGGUUGAACUCGGUACUCGAGCCUGGGCGCACCCUACUUCUCGCUGAGAAAGGCAUCGACAACUCAUUUGUCACUGCGAGCAACGGCUUCCAGUUCCUUGCGACGAUGAAUCCAGGUGGCGAUUUCGGCAAGAAGGAACUGUCCCCUGCUUUGAGGAAUCGUUUCACCGAAAUUUGGGUUCCGUCACUUUCUGACCGAGAGGAUGUCCUACAGAUCGUUCGAUCCAAGCUGGACACCACAUUGCGGAACUUUGGCAGUACCAUCGUUCACUUCUCAGCCUGGUUCGGAGAGACCUUCCGAUCGUCUCACUCUGCCGCUUAUUCGAUUCGAGACAUUCUUCUCUGGGUCAAGUUUAUCAACCACUUCGGUUCCGUCAACCCCGACUUUGCUGUUGUUCAUGGUGCCGCCACCGUUUUCGUUGAUACCCUAGGAGCCAAUCCUUCAGCACUGCUGGCCAUGGAUCCCAAGUCAAUGGAAGCCCAGCGACAACAGUGUCUCGACAAACUGAGCGAGCUUCUGAAAUGCGAUGCCACGAAAAUCUACCGGUCGCAGCCUGAAGUGACGAUGGACGCCAACACGCUGUCUCUGGGCCAGUUCGAGAUUGCCCGAGAACCAGGAGUAGCAAUCGAUCCCACCAUCGCGUUCAAUGCUCCUACCACACGUCUGAACCUGAUGCGCGUCCUUCGAUCGCUUCAGAUGCAGAAGCCCAUCCUGCUGGAAGGCAGCCCUGGUGUCGGCAAAACCACCCUCGUUGCCGCCCUUGCUUCCACAUGCGGUCGCCCUUUGACGAGGAUCAACUUGUCUGACCAGACUGAUCUCAUGGAUCUGUUCGGUACCGACAUGCCCGUAGAAGGCGCCGAGGCUGGCAACUUCGCCUGGAGGGAUGCCCCUUUCCUUCAAGCCAUGCAAAGGGGUGAGUGGGUUCUUCUGGACGAGAUGAACCUUGCUUCACAAUCAGUGCUGGAAGGCCUCAACGCCUGUCUUGACCAUCGUGGUGAGGUGUACAUUUCCGAGCUCGACCAGGUCUUCCACAAACAUCCCGACUUCCGCCUCUUCGCGGCACAGAACCCGCAUCACCAAGGUGGUGGCCGAAAGGGUCUGCCGAGCUCCUUUGUCAAUCGAUUCAUCGUUGUUUACGCCGACGUCUUGACGGAAGAGGAUCUGCUCCUUAUCGCUCGUCACAGCUUCCCAGAUAUUCCCUCGGACGUCACUCGCGGAGUAAUCCGCUUCAUUACCAAGCUGGACCACCAGAUCGUUAUCGAGAAGUCCUUUGGCCUGCAAGGUGGCCCCUGGGAGUUCAACCUUCGUGAUAUACUGCGAUGGUUGAACCUGCUAGCUUCGAAGGACCCUCUGCUGAGCACGGGCACCGUCGAUGAUUUCCUCGGCCUUAUCGUCCGCCAGCGUUUCCGGUCGAAUCUGGAUCGCAAAGAGGUGGACAACCUAUUCGCCAGCAUCUUUGGCAGGCAGCCUCACGACCACAGCCUAUACCAUGACAUCAGCACGGCUUUCAGCCAGGUCGGAAAUGCUCUCAUCGCCCGCAACCAGCUGUCGCAACCGUCAAAGCUGCCCGCCAUCAACGUCGUACCUCGACUUUCCGAGAUCGAGUCCGUGAUGAUCUGUGUCAAGCAAAAUAUCCCCUGCAUCGUCGGUGGGCCCUCGGGCAGCGGCAAAUCAGCUCUUCUUCAGCACGUUGCUGCGGUUGCCGGCAAGUCCCUCGUAGUGUUUCCGCUCAACGCAGACAUCGACACCAUGGAUCUCGUUGGCGGCUUCGAGCAAGCGGACCCCCUGCGCGAGCUAAACGCUGCUCUGAGAGCAUUGCACGAGACCCUCGAGGUCUCUGUUCUGUCGCAAGUCCCAGCACAGGUACCUCUUGAAGCGCUGUCGCUACUCCAUGCGCUUGAGGGCUACAAAGGCAACCUUGAUGCGCUCGAGGCCAUCGCAGCAUCAGUACAGACUGUUCUCUCCGAGGUCUCUCCCACCACCGAGAUCGCGGCCCUCCUCACCAACGUCUUCGAACUCCUACAGAAGCCACUUGAAGCCACCGACCCUCGAUUCGAAUGGCUCGAUGGUGUCAUUGUCAAGGCUCUGCAGACUGGGCAGUGGUUGGUGCUCGACAACGCAAACCUCUGCAAUGCUUCUGUUCUGGACAGACUCAACUCGCUGCUCGAGCCGAAUGGCUUCCUCAGCAUCAACGAGCAUUUGAGCUACGAUGGCAUGAAGAUUUCCCACCAGACGGGUGCCGACGUCGACAGCAACCUCCGAAGGCUGCAGAUGUCUAGAGACAUCUCCGCGGCAACCUUGCAGAGCGAAAACUUUGUGGAUAUUGGCAGCCUGACACUCGAUAACCUCUCCGUGCAAGACACGCCUCUGGUUCCCCGAUAUUCUGGCGCCUUGACUCAGACUCUGAUGGGACUACCUUCUGAGGCACUCGAGAAGUACCGCAGUAAUCUCGAGGAAAUCUCGAACUACCUCACAACAGACGAGGCUGCCGCGCUUAGACAGGCUACCCUUGAGCUUUACGCUACCCUGCCUAAUGACAGCCACAGCGAGCUGCAGCAUGCCCAGCCCCUAUCUACGCUUCAGAAUGCCCCGAUUGCCCGCCUUCUGCAACGAACCUCGGGUGACCUGGCGUUCUGGUUGAAUUGCUGCUUCCAAUUCAUCCUAGAGCUUCAGCGUUGCCAAUCUAUCCUCAAGACCCAAGUUGGGCGUGCCAAGGCCGGCAAGCUUGCAUCAUUGAACCGUCUUCAGCGCUCUGUUGUUUCGGACCGCAUCGCGGCUGUGGCAAAGGAUUCGACAGCCAGUGUGUCCAAGUUCCUGACCAAGGUCCUCCGAGCGGCGCUCAAGUUUCUUCAGGAUAGCGUCAAAGAUGCUGGUGACUGGAAGGAUCAAUCUCGAAUCAUCAGGCACAUGAUGGAUUUCUGGUGGCGAACUUUUGGACUCGUCACCCAACAACACUUCGAAGAGGCAAGGUUCCAAGCCCAUCUCGGUCAUGGCGUCAAGUCACUUCAGGCCGCCCUCUCCAAGGUGCAGGAAAGCUCGAUUCAUGGUGCACUCGCGUCCGGUUUCCUUCAAGCGAUCCAAGAAGACUUCAACGCGGGCUUCAAGCUCAAGACCGGCCUCAGCAUGGAGCCCCUCUGGAAUCUUCUCAAGCCAGCCGCCAUUCUCUCUGCCGAAGCUCUCGAGUCGCAUCGUGAUAUCGAGCGUCUCGCGAUCCGGUUUGAUGCCUUGAGAUGGAAAGUCCGAACCUCCAUCUCGGAUCUUGCCAGCGCCAUGUCGACACUGGUCACCGCUGACCAGAUCGUACGAAGCAACGCGUCUCUCACGUCCCAGCUCAUUGUGGAUCUGAAGAAGGAAAUCGAGACCCUGGAGGCUGGCGUCAGCUCUGCGUCAAGGGAAGUUAGCCCCUUUUUCACCGCGGAGUACGAGACCCUCCGCCAAGCCCUGGUCCUCCAGUCCAUUUCAUACGGUACCACCUUGCCUGCUGAGCACAUGGUCUUGGCUGUCGCCUCGGAUCUGCCCACUUUCGACCAGAGCCGCUUCAGCAAUGCUUUGGGCUCUGCCCAGAAGCUCCUUUCCACCGGUCUUCUCGCAUCUCGAGACGCAAAGACGCAUGUCUGGAACGGCAAGCUCGCUACCUCCCUGCUUGCCAAGUCUAAUUCCAUCAAGAAUGCGAGCCUCGACUCGUUGCGCUUGCUCGAGGCUGAGCUACCUCUCUUGGGCCGGACACUUGCGCGAUCGGCGCCUGAUAUCACCAGCAACUCCAUCCAGGCGCUGAACAACUCGCUCAAGCACCUCAUUUCGGAGAUCGUCGCUGCUCAUGGCCUUGAUGCGGGUGCCCUUGUCGACAACGUCUUCACCCGCGCUUACAGCAAUGGCGAUCUGACUGCCACGACGCCAGAACAGCUCAAGGCCAUGGUGCUCAAGAUUCGCGUUGCAUUCCCCGAGGAGUGGCCUGCGCAGCUUGUCGCUGUCUUCAAAGACCACCUACUCCCGUCUAUAGUCGCACUGGCUGCUUCUGACAAGCAUGCUGCCCACAUGGACAGCGCAAACACGGCUGGAGAUCGACUUGUGGUUGCGUUCUCUUCUGUGGCUUGGGUACAGUUCUCCGUCGGAUGCAUCAAGCUCUACGUUCCGGACAAGGCUUUCGACCCACAGCUGAGGCCUCAGUACGAGAUGGAGGUUCACGACCACACCAAGGCAGCCUUGGAUAACAGACUUGCCUCUCUUCUAGAGUUUGAGACACAUUUCACCGGACAAAAGACCUCCCUGCGCGCCCAGCUGGUACAGGAGGAGAUUGAGGCCCUCGGAGCCGCCCCGCCAGCAAGCCAGAUCCUCUACCGCCCAGCCAAGUCUGAACUCGGCGGUAUCCAGGCGGACUUCAACAACAUUCUGAAGUCCGUUGUCGACAUGGACGUGGCCUCCACCCAUGUUACCCACACCCUGACAGAUACGACUGGAUUGAAUGAGGAGAUGGAUCUGGUCAGGUUGAAUGUCGGCCAACUGAUCGAUCGUCUGUCGAGCAGGUUCGAUGCUUACCAGGAUAUGGUUCUGCCCGCUGUGAAUAUCCUGCACUGCCUCCAGCUUGGAUUGUCACUCAACAGGGGUCUCGACUCUCUUCAGGACCAGCUGCCAACAGCCCCCUUCAUGGGCGUGCUUCCUUUCCUGGGAGGCACACUGCCUACGUCGAACGCGACCUCACUACCGACUCGAAGCCUCAACUUCCUCAAUUACAUGGGUCUCGUCGUGUCUGUCGAGGGCCUGCCACGCCUCGAUGCGCCGGGCCGUCAAGCUCUGUUCAGUUCAAUACAUGGCUUCUUUGACGAUUGGAACAAGAAGCUCGAGGCCGACCGCAAGACUGAGCAGGAUAACACCAGCCUGUACAAAUUCCGAGGCAGCUUUGAGGACGAAGAGGAACAAGACGAAGAAGAGUUCAACGAACUGUUCCCGACCUUUGAUGACGAGGAAGACAAGAAACCGGCUGUUCAGCGUCAAAAAGUCCGCGACUUGUCCGUCAAGAUGGCUGAGCUCCACCGCAACAUAUUCUCACAACCGGAAGAGGCGUCCGAGAGCCUCCGCAAGGCGUGCGCUGCCAUCAGCCACGAGCUCGCUCUCGAGGCCUCACAGAGGGCGGCCGUGGGUCAGGAUCUGAACCAGAAGAUGCUGCCUUCUGCCAUGUGGUCCCUGUACGAGGAGUUGAGCGCUCUGAACGUCAGCGUGCAGACUGACAACUACAACUUCUACUCCGACGCCAACCUGCCCAUGGUUCGACAGCUGAUCUCGCUCGUCAACAAGGUCGAGCUCCGCUUCCAUGAGCUCCAGCAGGUUGACGAGAUUGGCUUCAUGCAGCCUCUCGCUGAUGUUUUGACGGCAUGCGAGACGCUGCUCAGCCUCGUCCAUACCGAACCGCUCGCGAGCAUCCUACCCAAGCUCGAACACCUGCACAUGAUUGUUUACGAGUGGCAGCAUGGCGGUUAUGCGCCAGCCAUCUACGGAGCCCCGGCUCUGUACACGGCACUGACCGACAUGAUCAUCAGCUGGCGCCGCGAGGAGCUCAAGACCUGGGCCAGGCUGUUCGACCUGGAAGCGCAAAAGUGCCGCGACGACGCCAACUCGUGGUUUUUCAUGGCAUACCAGGUGGUGAUUGCGGUGCCGCUCACUCUCGUAGACAAGGCCGACGAGCUGCAAGAGUACGCCGUCAGCUUGGUCAAGGAGCUGGGCAACUACUUCUCGACUUCCAUCGUCGGACAAUUCAGCGGGCGCCUGGCGCUUCUGCGCCAGAUGCAGAAGCACCUCGAGCUACUGACCGUUGACUAUCCCUCUCUCGCCGUUGCCGUCAUCGACGAGGCCAUUGGCCGCGGCAGGACUCCGAUUGAGAAGAACGUCAAGAACACCGUGUUGAUGGCGAGCUGGAAAGACACCAACAUCAACGCACUCCGCGAGAGCGCCCGCAAGUCUCACCGCAGCCUCUUCAGGCUUGUCCGCAAGUUCCGUUCCGUGCUCGGCCAGCCAGCUGCCCCCGUCAUCGAACAGGGUCUGCCAGACAAGGAGCCCGUCACUGACAGCGGCGCCGCUUCGAUCAUCGUCACCCCGAGCGUGGACAAGAAGGCGCUGACGCGGUGCAAGAAGGCCGCGCCCCAGUGGCUGAAGCAGAACAAGCGACUGAUCAACAUUGACACGACGCUGUCGGUCAUGGCCAACGUCACCAAGUACAGCUCAGGCACAACGGCCGCCAGCCAAGAAGCCGUUGCCUUCGUCGAGUCGCUCAAGGCUUCGAUUGCCGAACUACGCAAGGAGACGCCGCAGUUCCUCAACGACGAGAACAAGGACCAGGUCAAGCACCUCAAGACGCGCAAGCGUAACCUGUUUGCCGAUGUUCUCAAGGCCAUGCGCAAGAUGGGUGUCAGGCACAACCUCGGCACCGAGGAUCUCAACAGGCAAAAGACGACGGCCACCGUUCUCGGCAGCACGCGCGCCUAUGUUUGCGAGAGCGAGGGCCAGGACGCCGCCGAGUACUACUUCCAGAAGGCCAUUGACAUCGCGGCCAAGCGUUGGUUUCAUGGAGGGCUUCGUGCAGCUGCUUCUACAGCAAAGGGCAUCCCUCGUGCCGGCCAGCACCUCUGUCGGUCCGCUCAGGGAGGCCAUCGGCUCGGUCCGCCAGCUGAGCACGUACUGGGGAGACAAGUCUCUCACGGUUCAGAGACAAUCUUCGAACCUGCUGAAGGCGGUCGACUGGAUCGUGCCGGUCCUCCGAUUUGGUGUCCAGCUCGUCGAGGUUCACGGCAAGCUCGCGACCACCGAUCACUCCCAAGUCGUCCAGACCCUCCAGAACCGACUGGACGGAUUUGCUGCGAGCCUGACAAAACGCGACACGUCGUCGACGAUCCCCGAGAGGCUCCAGACGUCGGAACAAAAGGCCAUUGA